Molecule: messenger RNA, 3534 nt
Organism: Cutaneotrichosporon cavernicola
Lineage: Eukaryota; Fungi; Basidiomycota; Tremellomycetes; Trichosporonales; Trichosporonaceae
Exons: 5
Coding region: 1-3534 (1177 amino acids)
Biological process (GO): nuclear-transcribed mRNA catabolic process, deadenylation-dependent decay
Molecular function (GO): RNA binding
Source: RefSeq, a predicted model, not a curated record
AUGAGCGGCCCACAGCAUUUGUGCGACAUCGAGGGCCGGACGCCUCCGCCGGCGCCCAGCGCCGCAUACGGCAAGCGUGCGCGUGAACUCAUCGAGGACGCGACGGGUAUGGCGCUGCCCCCACUUGGCGACUUGCCGAAGGGCCGUCCGCGUGCUGGCACGCUCCCAUCGUCCUUCCAAGAGGCUCGCGUCGACGACGACCACGACAACAACAAUACCCCGCCAGAGUCGGAGGCACAUCCGAGGCGCAUCUCGGCGUUGUCACCAGGGUAUAACCAUCGUCCACAGCUGCGCCACGCCAACAGCUCAGCACCAGCGCUCGAGCACGAGCACGCUCGUCCGCGCUCUGGCUCAGCCUCGUCUGUGAGCAACGCCUUUGCGUCCUCUCCAUUCUCCAACGCCUGGUUGGCCAACCCUGGUCCCGCCGAACGGUCUCCCCUUGGUCGCCCCGAGGGUCGUGACGAAGUCUACUCGCCCGACAGCGCAAACAACGAAGACCUCAACUUUAGCACCCUCGACUAUCUUGGUCUUGCCGACGGUAACGCCGACCUCGCUCCUGCCAGCAUGUCGGACAUGCACAACCAGCAGCGUCGUGCCAUUGACGGCCACGGUCCCGCCUCGCGUAUCCGUGCCAGCACAGUGUCCAACGUCAACCGCCCCUUUCGCGCGUCGGUUACUCAGACGUUUGAAGACCACAGCCCCGACGCCAUGCUCGCCCAGGCACUCGACCAGGUGUCCCUCUACGACGGCCUCCUCCCACAGGCCCAGCUGGGCGGCGGCCUUUACCCAUCGCCUUCCCUUCUCCACCCUAACUCGGGCGGCGGCGUGCGCGAGACCAACCGUCCUCGCGCCACGACGAUCGGCACCCUGGAGAACCCCCUUACUCGCAGCAACCGUGGGUUCCUGUCCAGCAUUCCGCAGUCGCCCUUGCAAGCCGAGUACGCCUCGAUGUACCUCGACAACCGCUUCGGAUACCCUCCUCGUUCGCGGUCGGAUCGUGACUUGACUCGCAGUCGCGAAAGCCGCCGUGACGGUGGUCGAUUGUCGAUUUCAUCGGCGACGAGCCGCACUGGCACUCCAGACAACGCUGGAACGAGCACCCCUCAGGUCCCCACGCGCUCGCUCUGGAUCGGCAAUCUCGAUGUGAAUGCUACCAGCGAGUCGCUGCUCAAGGUGUUCGCGCCUUACGGGGCCAUUGAAAGCCUCCGUAUUCUCCCAGAGAAGACAUGCGCGUUCGUCAACUUUAUGGACAAGGCCGACGCUAUCCGUGCGCGUGACGACGUCCUCAACCGGCUGGGCGGGCAAGUGUCUGAGCUUUCCGAGACUGCGCCCGUGCGUAUCGGCUUUGGCAAGAUUGAUUCUGCGCCAACUGGUCCGUCGACUUCGACCGUCGCGCCCGCUCCACAUGGUCUCGUCUUCACCAACGGCUCCAUCACCAUCACUCACCAGCCACUGCUCAACGUCGAUGGCGCCAACAAUGGCGAUCAGAGCUCACUUCCCACGCGUGCGCUGUGGAUCGGCAGCAUUCCAAACACGACUUCGUCCGCGACGCUGCUCCAGAUCUUCUCGCCCUUUGGUCCAGUAGAAUCCGCCCGUGUGCUCACCCACAAGUCGUGUGGUUUCGUCAACUUUGAGCGUCUUGACUCGGCAAUUUCUGCCCGCAACGCCUUGAACGGGCGGGACAUCCUGGGCUCGGACGUUGGACCCAUUCGGAUUGGCUUCGCGCGUGUACCCACAAAGUCACCCGUAAUUGGCGGACCCGAGAACGAGACGAAUUCACCACAGAAGCUUGGCGAGGGACUGCAGGCUGUCCGCGGAGCGACUGCUGUCUCCACCGAGCAGCAGCUGUCUGCCGAGGGGGGUGGCGUGGAGAACUACCGCUCCCAGUUGGUCCUCGACCUCGUCAAGGCGGGCGUUCACGAGCAGGUUCUCGAACGCGGCCUCGCGCAGGACGGGUCGGUCAGCGAGCAGCAGAUGAUCAUGCAGGUCCUCAGUGGCGGCCGCCGCGAGGAGGAGAUGGACGUCCGUGCCGCGGCUGAAGUACGUCCUCCUGUCACCUACUACACCACGAUUCCGGUCAUCGGCGACCGGCAGAGCAUGCGCCGCUUCGACGUCGCCAGACUGCGCGACAUGCGCAAGCGCCUCGACUCGGGCAACGCAUCGCAGGAGGAGGUCGACAACAUCACGCACGAGCUGCUCGAGGACAGCGCCGAUCUUUCGUCCGACUACAUAGGCAACACGAUCAUCCAGAAGCUUUUCGAGAGAGCCGCGCCGGCAAUGCGCAAGGCCAUGCUUGAGCGCAUCGCGCCCCACCUCGCCGUCAUUGGAAUCCACAAGAACGGCACCUGGGCGGCUCAGAAGAUCAUCGAGUGCGCCAACACGGACGAGGAGCGCUCGCUCAUUACACUCAACCUCCGGCCCUUCGCACCGCCUCUGAUGUGCGACUCCCUCGGUAACUAUGUGUGCGCCGGCACGCUGAGGUUCGGGGCGCCGUACAGCGAGUACGUGUUUGACGCCAUGAUUGACCGCAUGUGGGACAUUGCGCAGAACCGUUUCGGCGCACGCUGUAUGCGCACCUGCCUCGAGUCGCCUCACACCUCGCUAUACCAGAAGAAGCGGAUCGCCACGAGCGUCAUUCUCAACUCGAUCCCGCUCGCGACCAACCCUAAUGGCGCGUUGCUUCUAACGUGGCUUGUGGAGCAGUCUGGCCUGCCAGGCAGGUACGGCCUCCUUGCUAACCGCUUCGCGCCGCACGUCGCACACCUGUGCACGCACAAGCUCGCGUCGCUGACGGUGCUGCGCAUCGUCAACCAGACGACCGAGCCGGCGGCGGCGCACACGCUGCUUUCGGCCAUCUUCCAUUCGCCUGGUGACAUGGUCCUCACAGAGAUCCUGUCCGACGCGUCGAACGGGUCGCAGGUGAUUGCAAAGAUCCUCGCUGUCAACUCGAUCCCGGCCGAGGACAAGCCUGGUCUGCUCAGCGCCGUGCGUCGGGUCUUGCCCAAUAUCAAGGCUGCCAACUCGCCUCCGUACCGUCGGUUACUCGAGGAGGUCGGUCUUCCUGUCCCGGCCGGCCCGACCUACACUCGUCCCCAGCACAUCCCCUGGCGGCAGUCGUUCGGUGUUCCGUACGGGCAGCCAAUGAUGGCUAACCCUGGUUUCCCGCAGCCUCUCGGAGGCGGACUUACGUCGUUACUCGUGCCCCAGGACAUGUCGCUCGGGCACGCGCUCCGUGGCGGAGGCAGCCCUCCCGCAAACGGCGCGCCGCACACCCCACAGCAGCGCGCUCGUGGGCGCAUCAGCCCUGCAAGCCAGAUGAUGAGCCCAGGCAGCGACCCUUUCAAUCCCUUCGCGUCACCCUCAAUCGAUCUGCCAUACGUUGGUACGCAACUCCCAAUGCGUGUCGGCAACAACAUGUCGAUGCAGCAGGGCUACGAGGCGCAAUCCAACAUCGGGGGGCUCGGCAUCCUUCCGCAGCAGGGCUACUACCAGCAAGGCGGGGCGGGCAUGUACGCGCAGACGGGUUUCCAGUAG